GGUUUUUUCCGCCUCUCUAUCCCGUACAAAGGUUCUUCCUCAUACGUGGUUUCUCUGAAGAUCCGAAUCCCUUUAGCUCUCGAAAUUUUGGAUUAGGAUAGAAAAUCCCGCUGUUUCGUGAAGAAAGAAAAAAAAAGAUUUCUGUUUUCUCCAGUGUUUCCCGUUGUAUUUUUAUUUUAUUUUUAUCUUUUGUUUGGAUUGGUGCUGUCUGGCUGUUCGUUGAUUGUCAUCUAAAAAGUUUCGUUCCUAAAGCAGACUUCUAAGCGAGGUUUCCGAAAAUCUGAUUCGUGAAAGAUGGUUGCCUUUGGGAAAAGGUUGAAGGAAAGACAAAUUCAAGAAUGGCAAGGGUAUUACAUUAACUAUAAACUCAUGAAGAAAAGAGUAAAACAAUAUGUUCAACAAAUUGAAGUUGGGACUCAAGAUCGACGGCAUGUACUCAAGGAUUUCUCAAGAAUGUUGGAUAAUCAGAUUGAGAAGAUUGUCCUUUUUCUGUUGGAACAACAAGGGAUACUAGCAAGCAGGUUAGCUAAGCUUGAUGAACAGCAUGAUUCCCUUCAGCAGCAACCUGAUAUGUCUCAAAUAUCUGAAUUACGAGAAGCUUAUAGAGCAGUGGGACGAGAUCUUUUAAAGCUUCUCUUUUUUGUUGAGAUAAACGCUAUUGGUCUGCGGAAGAUACUGAAGAAGUUUGAUAAACGCUUCGGUUAUAGAUUCACUAAUUAUUACGUCAAAACACGUGCAAAUCAUCCUUACUCCCAGCUGCAGCAAGUGUUCAAGCAUGUGGGAAUAGGGGCUGUUGUGGGAGCUGUAUCGCGAAAUCUUCAUGAACUUCAGAAUCGGCAGGGAAGCUACUUAUCGAUAUAUGAUCAACCUGCUCUUCCCCUCCAGGAUCCUGUCGUUGACUCAAUAAGAGCAGCCGUGGACAGAUUGACUCACUCAACAAAUUUCCUCAACUUUUUGGCGCAACAUGCUCUCAUUAUGCAAGAUGAGCUGCCUACUCCCAUUGAGGAACAAGUUGAUGAUCAGAAAUACCAUUUUAUAUCACUUCUCUUGAACUUGGCCAACACAUUUCUUUAUAUGGUCAAUACAUAUAUUGUUGUUCCUACAGCAGAUGACUACUCCUUGAGCCUUGGAGCUGCAGCAACAGUUUGUGGUAUUGUGAUUGGUGCAAUGGCAGUUGCCCAGGUGUUUUCUUCGGUGUAUUUUAGUGCAUGGUCAAAUAAAUCAUACUUCCAACCUCUUGUAUUUAGCAGUAUAGCUCUUCUUGUGGGAAACACCUUGUAUGCAUUGGCUUAUGAUCUUAAUUCGAUAGCGGUUCUCCUAAUUGGCCGCCUUUUCUGUGGAUUGGGUUCUGCAAGAGCUGUUAACCGGAGGUAUAUCAGUGAUUGUGUACCUCUGAAAAUCCGCAUGCAGGCAUCAGCAGCUUUUGUUAGUGCCAGUGCUCUUGGAAUGGCCUGUGGUCCUGCUCUAGCUGGUUUGCUUCAAACUAAUUUUAGGAUCUACAAGCUUACAUUCAAUCAAGACACCUUGCCUGGCUGGGUUAUGGCUGUUGCUUGGCUAAUAUACUUAAUUUGGUUGUGUAUCUCAUUUAAAGAACCUUCUCAUGAUUUUGAAGAAAAUCAAUUGCCUCAGGAAUCGAAUUCUGAAGCAGUACAGAAUGAUGCCCUUGAAGAAGGACUUAAACAACCAUUGCUUGUUAGUUCAGAAGAUAAGCAACAAGAAGAAGAUAGUGAGCAAGAAUGUGAUGAAAGUGAAGAAGCUUCUGAGGAAUCUCGCCGACCAGCUACUUCAAUUCGAUCAGCAUAUAGACUACUUACACCCUCUGUGAAGGUUCAGUUGUUGAUAUAUUUCAUGCUCAAAUAUGUAAUGGAGAUUUUACUUUCAGAAUCAAGUGUUAUUACCACAUACUACUUUCACUGGUCUACGAGCACAGUGGCAAUUUUUCUUGCUUCCCUUGGCCUGACAGUUCUUCCAGUAAACAUCGUUGUUGGAAAUUACAUUAGCAAUAUGUUUGAAGACAGGCAGAUUCUAUUGGCGUCUGAAAUUGUGGUUUGCAUAGGCAUACUCCUGAGCUUCCAUAUAAUAAAUCCGUACUCUGUGCCACAGUAUGUCUGCUCAGGACUCAUCGUGUUUGUUUCUGCCGAGGUACUUGAAGGUGUCAACUUGGCACUCCUCUCUAGGGUCAUGUCAUCCCGGCUUUCCCGUGGAACCUAUAAUGGUGGACUACUUUCAACAGAAGCUGGGACAAUUGCACGAGUGAUUGCAGAUGGCACGAUAACUAUGGCUGGAUACUUGGGUCAGAGUAGACUCUUGAAUGUCACCCUACUUCCUUCACUCUUCAUUUGCAUUUCCUCCAUUGUUGCCACCUGCUUAACGUACAACUCUCUCUAUUGAUUAGUAACUCUUGUAUCAAUAGUUAUCCAUCCAAGGCAAUUCCAGUCCCUGUAAGAUCUCUCCAUUUCCUCAUUAUUUUGCCUCACUAUCAGCUAUCAUUGCUGUGCAUUGCAAGAAAACGAGCUCAUUCAUUUUGUUCUUGAUCUGUUGGAUUAUAAUAAAUUAUUACUCCUCUAAA
Juglans regia (Persian walnut) is the source of this 2569-nucleotide messenger RNA. RefSeq names its product SPX domain-containing membrane protein At4g22990-like. NCBI's taxonomy places the organism in Eukaryota, Viridiplantae, Streptophyta, Magnoliopsida, Fagales, Juglandaceae. Gene Ontology annotation, molecular function: transmembrane transporter activity. The record is from RefSeq and is a predicted model, not a curated record. The transcript has 11 exons. Bases 295 to 2391 code for a protein of 698 amino acids. Gene Ontology annotation, biological process: transmembrane phosphate ion transport from cytosol to vacuole. Gene Ontology annotation, cellular component: plant-type vacuole membrane.